Messenger RNA from Penaeus indicus, 2354 nucleotides. Its product is annotated as bestrophin-2-like. NCBI's taxonomy places the organism in Eukaryota, Metazoa, Arthropoda, Malacostraca, Decapoda, Penaeidae. Bases 1 to 2193 code for a protein of 730 amino acids. The record is from RefSeq and is a predicted model, not a curated record. The transcript is spliced from 11 exons. Gene Ontology annotation, molecular function: chloride channel activity.
AUGACGGUUGCCUACACUAGCCACGUCGCUUCGAUCGGGGGAUUCAAAUAUCUGCUAUUUCGGUGGCGUGGCAGCGUUUACAAGUUGGUGUGGAAGGACCUGCUGGCGUUUCUCUUGGCCUUCUACCUUAUAAACGCCAUAUACCGCUCGCCUCUCUUAGACCAGGAUCAGAAAGAGUACUUCAUGAGGGUCUCGCGAUACUGCAGCAGCCACAGUUCCCUGAUCCCGCUGUCGUUCGUCCUGGGUUUCUACGUGAACUUCGUCUGCGGCCGAUGGUACAUGCAAUACCGCCUGCUGGCUAUUCCCGACAACCUGGCCAUCACGACGUCGGCGCUGAUCCCCGGCUCGGUGGGAGCAUUACAGGACGAGCGGUCGCGCAUGUUACGCCGUACCAUCAUGCGCUACAUCAACUUGGCCUUCAUCAUCACCAUGCGCCUGUGCUCCGUGACCGUCAAGAAGCGCUUCCCGACGAGCGAGCACCUGGUGGAGGCGGGCUGCUUACUUCCACACGAGAAGGACCUGCUCGACGAACUGGACGACAAGUCCCCCUACUGGUGGGUCUUCGCCAGGCGUUACGCCCUUCGAUUUCCUUUGUCCGUCUUCUCCUGUAAACACCCGCGCGGCGCGUUGCUUGACACUUUACGUCACCUGGAACGUUCUCUGACACGCUCCAGUCCUCUCGAUACGAGUGAUAUGCUGUUUCUCUUUGCUCCUGUUAUCCAUGCUCUUUUCUUUUUUCUAGAGAUAUUUGCAAAUAUUCUAGACCUUAUAUACUGUUAUCGACGUUCACUGUUGCCAAACUCGCUUCACAAGCACUGGCUGCCGCUGCUCUGGGCGAAAACAUUAGUGCUGAGAGCAUACGAGGAGGGUCUGGCCACCAGCGAAAGCAGCAUCAAAUUCUUCCUGGAGGAACUGACAGUUUACAGAACCAAGAAUGGACGGUUGUUGGGCUACGAUUCUAUCCCAAUCCCACUUGUGUACACUCAGGUUGUGACCCUGGCAGUGUACAGCUUCUCCCUGGUCACUGUCAUCGGAAGCCAGACGCCCGGGCUGGAGCCAAACGACGUGGACACCUACGUGCCCGUCUUCGCCAUCCUGCAGUUCGUGUUCUACAUGGGCUGGCUCCGCGUGGCCGAGACGCUCGUCAACCCCUUCGGCGAAGACGACGACGAUUUCGAGGUCAACAGCCGCAUCGACCGCAACAUGCAGGUCUCGUGGAUUUUGGUGGACGAAGUGCAUAACUUGGUCCCGGAAACUACUCGAGACGUGUACUGGGAGGAGAAGAUACCCGUCAGGCUGCCAUACAACAUCGCCUGCGUCAAGCAAACAGCCCACGUGCCCGAGCGAGGAUCCACGGCGGACAUUCUGGUGAGCGAGGAGGAAUCUCACCUAGACCCAUUGCUCGAUAACACUGUCGAGUCCCGUCAGGGUACGCCUCGUGUGUCCAGUGUCCGUCGACUGAUCCGUCGCCUGAGCCGCCAGAGCAACCAGACGCCACAGCAGUCGCCGGCCCUCCCGUCUCGCCGUUUAUCAGUGAUCGCGAAGACGGCGCUCCACUCGGAGGAUGGUAAGAAAGCUAGGCUCUCCGCUCUCUUCGAGGACAGGGUCUCGAGGCACCACAAUGAUUCCCACUCUACCAAGGUCGUCGUCGACAAUCCGCUGCCUCUUGAAACUCACCUUGCGUCCGGGAAUCGCCCUCUUCCUCGCCACAGCAGCUUUCGCCAUAAUCUCCACAUGAGCCGUCACUGCCAGAGGGCAAAAAUCCGCUCAGAGCCGCGUCACAGCAGCCUUAAUCUGCGGACUCGCUACGGUCUGCCUCGCUCCGGAUUCCUUCACCCCAGUCAGGAGGAACCUGUGCCUUGUCCCACAGCCACUGAAGAAGAAAAUCUCGCUUCCAAGACUUCCCUAAGCUUAGCGAUCCAAGCCUCUUCAGAAGAGGACAACAAAGACGAUCCCAAACCUGUGGACGCUUCACUGACGUCUGCCAGUAACAUUCUUCCUUCAUCAGGAGCCCCGGCUGUGGAGCACACUAGAGUCUCUGACGCUCCCAGUGACUGCAGCUCAUCCACGAGCAGAAAUGCAAAGUCGCGAAAAUGCACGUGCAGAUUUACAAACCGUAAGGAUGUUGUGUCACCCCUGGUACGGCGGCGCGGAGGCUGGGAGGACUUACGGGCUGUGGAAGGGGGAGACUAAAGUACGGGGAAGACUAAAGAAGACUGAAAGAGGGGGCUGCAGACGCUGAAAGGGGGAGACGGAAGGACGCUGGAAGAAGAUGACGCGCGAGGGAAGCCGAGUACCAGGAGCUGAAUGCUAUAAAUAAAUCAGGCGCAGCGACGAAGAUGUGACAUGGCAAA